Molecule: messenger RNA, 5616 nt
Organism: Aspergillus tanneri
Lineage: Eukaryota; Fungi; Ascomycota; Eurotiomycetes; Eurotiales; Aspergillaceae
Product: putative AMP binding domain protein
Exons: 6
Coding region: 1-5616 (1871 amino acids)
Cellular component (GO): cytosol
Source: RefSeq, a predicted model, not a curated record
AUGUCCAGGCCCAGCGCUUCCGUGAACAUGGCCGAACACCCCGAAAUCCAAUCCGCUUUGCGAGAGCUGGACAAGGAAUUGGAGGAGGGCGACAUUACGGAGAAAGGGUAUCAAAAACGACGCACCCUUAUCCUAUCCCAGUUCUUUGGGCCUAACAUGGCCCUCGAUUUCAAUACUUCCAGCACAGGGGCCCCAUCUUCAACUUUUUCCAGCGCAAGCAAUGUUCCACAAGCAGUUCUUAAUGUCCGACCGCCAACGGCGGAGUCUACCGGUCAAGAUUUGAAUUCACAAUCGCCCCUCCCUAGUGAUCGUGGUAAUCUGCAGGGCAGCGGAAGCUUCGAUCACGAUCGGAGGGUGAGUCAGGUGUCCACUGAUUGUGAUAGCGCAUAUCUUCAGAGUCUUGAUCGAUUUCCGUCGUCCCCCUCUUACGACUCUCUUUUCCUCCCGAAACCACAACCAGCCGCUGCCGGACUGGAGGACUCCAGGACUGCAACGCUCAUGAGCCAAAAUUAUGCGUUCAACCCUGGCAUCCAACAUGAUAACAUGGAGGAAUCUACUGGGGGUUAUGAAGAUUAUGAGGACAAUGACAUAACACCAGGCAUAGUCACACAACAGUCGACCAUGCUCGACUCUCAACAAGGAUACUUCUCAGACUUUGCAGGGCAGCAGCAAGAUGAUUAUAGAGAUAGCUAUGGUGGUGGCGACGGUGGGUUUCAUCGGUAUUCUCAGUCGGAUACAUUCUCGCCAACUGCAAACAUGGCGCCACCACUGAUCCCUGCUUCAGAGCUUCCUCAUGGUCCAACUAUCAACCAUCUGACUCCCUUAGAACCUCGUGAGAUUCCGUUCGCUGUCAAUGACCCACAUGAUAAGAAUACGCCAAUGUCUAACUUUGACAACCUCCCUACUGUUCUGCGAUACCGUGCUCGGGUGCAUGCGAAACAGGCCGCUUACUGGGUGUUAGAUCAAAAAGGCAAGGAAAUUGCCUCCAUAACUUGGGAUAAGCUUGCAAGCCGUGCCGAGAAGGUGGCACAGGUCAUCCGUGAUAAAAGUAACCUUUACCGUGGUGACCGCGUGGCUUUGAUUUAUCGAGACUCCGAGAUCAUUGAAUUUGCCGUCGCUCUUAUGGGCUGUUUCAUCGCCGGGGUUGUCGCUGUCCCAAUCAAUAGCUUGGAGGACUAUCAGAGCCUUAAUUUGGUUCUUACUUCAACCCAAGCACAUCUUGCGCUGACGACCGAGAACAAUCUUAAGAACUUCCAAAGGGAUAUUACCACGCAGAAACUCAAUUGGCCGAGAGGAGUGGAGUGGUGGAAGACCAACGAAUUUGGCAGUUACCAUCCGAAGAGGAAAGAUGAUACGCCACCCUUGGUUGUCCCAGACUUAGCCUAUAUUGAGUUUGCACGAGCUCCCACAGGCGACUUGCGUGGUGUCGUCAUGAGCCAUCGAACUAUUAUGCACCAAAUGGCUUGUUUGAGUGCGGUGGUCUCGACUGUUCCUAAUUCUUCAGGUUCUUCCAGACCGCGUGGCGAAACCCUCAUUAGCUAUCUGGAUCCUAGGCAAGGCAUCGGCAUGAUCCUAGGUAUUCUUCUUACAGUAUAUGGCGGCCACACUUCAGUUUGGCUUGAAGAUCGAGCAGUCGAAACUCCAGGACUUUAUGCCCAUUUGAUCACGAAAUACAGAGCGACACUCAUGGCUGCAGACUAUCCUGGAUUAAAGAUCGCUGCCUACAACUACCAGCAAGACCCCAUGGCUACUCGACAUUACAAAAAGAACUCCGAGCCCAAUUUUGGGAGUGUAAAGCUUUGCCUAAUAGACUCUCUCACGGUCGACGCUGAGUUCCACGAAAUUCUCGCGGAUAGGUGGCUAAGGCCCAUGAGAAACCCCAGAGCUAGAGAGAUUGUUGCUCCAAUGCUAUGUUUACCGGAACAUGGUGGUAUGGUAAUCAGCGUCCGAGAUUGGCUUGGCGGUGAAGAACGUAUGGGUUGUCCUUUGACCCAUGAAAUGGAUCCAAAUGAGCGCGAGGAUUCGAAGAAAGAGGAAAAGCAAUCUGAAAAGUCUCACAAUAGUGGAUUCGGAAGCAGUCUCUUGGGGGGUGGGUCACUGGCACCCGCCCCCAAGGAGCACUCAAAGAAUGAGCUUGGAGAGGUACUCCUUGACAAAGAAUCUCUGAAAAGCAACGAGGUCGUAGUCUUGGCUAUGGGUGAGGAUGCUAGAAAGUUUGCUGGGACCAUCCCAAAUGCUGUGCGCGUCGGUUCGUUCGGGUUCCCUAUCCCAGAUGCAACUCUUGCUGUUGUGGACCCUGAGACCAAUCUAUUAUGCACCCCCAAUGUGAUUGGCGAGAUUUGGGUUGACUCUCCCUCUCUCUCUGGAGGAUUCUGGGCAUUACCAAAACAUACAGAUGCAAUCUUCCAUGCACGACCUUACAAGUUUGAAGAUGCCAAUCCAACUCCUGUUUUAGUCGAGCCAGAGUUUUUGCGAACUGGCCUUCUUGGCUGUGUGAUUGAGGGAAAGGUAUUUGUGCUGGGCCUUUAUGAGGACCGUCUUCGCCAGAAAGUUGAGUGGGUCGAGCAUGGACAGGAGAAUGCUGAACAUCGUUAUUUCUUUGUCCAACAUUUGAUCGUCAGUAUAUUGAAGAACGUGCCUAAGAUACAUGACUGCACCGCCUUCGAUGUUUUUGUCAACGAAGAGCAUCUCCCGAUUGUUGUUCUAGAAUCCUAUGCAGCAUCAACAGCACCCACGACCUCGGGUGGUCCUCCACGGCAGUUGGAUUCCGUUCUUCUCGAAUCACUGGCAGAGAGGUGUAUGGAGGUGUUAUAUCAAGAACACCAUCUGCGGGUCUACUGCGUCCUACUCACUGCUCCCAAUACUCUUCCUCGUGUUACCAAAAACGGGAGACAAGAGAUUGGUAAUAUGCUUUGUCGCAAAGACUUUGAUGCCGGUGCCCUGCCUUGUGUGCACGUCAAGUUUGGCGUUGAGAGGUCGGUAAUGAAUCUUCCAGUGGGCGUCGACCCGGUUGGGGGCAUCUGGUCUCCCCUGGCCUUAAUGUCGAGACAGGAGAUGCUUGCUAUUCAGGAGAAGCAGUAUUCGGGUGUGGAUUAUCGUGAAGUGGUCAUGGAUGAUCGUACGUCCACGCCCUUAAACAACUUCUCAACUAUUGUAGACGUUCUCCAAUGGCGUGUAUCUCGACAAGCGGAGGAGCUGGCCUUCUGCUCUAUUGACGGCCGUGGAAAGGAAGGGAAAGGCAUUACAUGGAAGAAAUUCGACUUGAAAGUUUCUGCCGUUGCGACCUACCUACGAAACAAAGUCAAGGUCCGCCCAGGCGAUCACUUGGUUUUAAUGUAUACCCACUCGGAAGACUAUGUCUACGCAGUUCAUGCCUGCUUCUGUCUAGGGGUGGUUGUGAUCCCAUUGCCACCUAUAGAUCAAAACCGCCUUUCAGAAGAUGCGCCUGCUUUUCUGCAUGUCAUCAAUGAUUUCCAUGUGAAGGCGAUCAUUGUCAACAGCGAUGUAGACCAUGUUAUGCGACAAAAGCUUGUUUCACAGCACAUCAAGCAAUCUGCCCAGGUCCUUCGGAUAGGUGUCCCGGCUAUUUACAAUACCACCAAGCCCUCAAAGCAGUCUCAUGGCUGCCGGGAAAUGGGCUAUACGGCAAAGGACACAUGGCUGCAAAACAAGCACCCUGCUUUGAUCUGGACGUAUUGGACGCCCGAUCAAAGAAGGAUAUCCGUCCACAUCGGCCAUGAUACGAUCAUGGGGAUGUGCAAAGUGCAAAAGGAGACCUGCCAGAUGACCAGUUCGAGACCAGUACUAGGUAGUGUGCGUAGCACUCUAGGCCUCGGCUUCCUUCACACAUGCUUGAUGGGAAUAUAUGCCGGGGCACCGACAUACCUUGUAUCACCUGUUGAUUUUGCGCAAAAUCCUAUGACACUCUUCGUCGCUCUUUCGCGGUAUAAAAUCAAGGAUACUUAUGCCACUAGCCAGAUGUUGGACUAUGCCAUGACUGCAAUGGCCGCAAAAGGCUUCCAGCUCCAAGAACUCAAGAACUUGAUGAUUUCCGCCGAGGGGCGACCACGUGUCGAUAUUUAUCAAAAGGUCCGCUUGCAUUUUGCUUCGGCUAGUUUGGACCGCACCGCAAUCAAUAUUGUGUAUUCUCACGUUCUCAAUCCCAUGGUUGCUACGAGAUCAUAUAUGUGCAUUGAGCCAGUCGAACUCUGGCUUGAUCUUCGAUCUUUACGCCGCGGGCUCGUCUAUCCCGUAGACCCAGAUACGGACCCCACAGCCCUUGGUGUCCAAGAUUCUGGAAUGGUCCCAGUAAAUACUCAAAUAGCGAUAGUGAACCCAGAGACUUGCACCUUAUGCCAUGUUGGAGAAUAUGGAGAGAUCUGGGUCCAGUCUGAUGCUUGUGCCAAAUCAUUCUAUGGCUCUAAACAGGAAUUCGAUCAGGAGCGUUUCAAUGGCCGAAUAAUGGACGGAGAUCCCAGUGUUGCUUACGUGCGAACGGGUGAUCUGGGCUUCCUCCAUUCAGUUACCCGACCGAUUGGACCGGGAGGUCAGCCGGUAGAAAUGCAGGUACUGUUUGUGCUUGGAGGAAUUGGGGAAACUUUUGAAGUCAAUGGACUCAAUCACUUUCCUAUGGAUAUUGAGAACUCCGUUGAAAGAUGCCACCGAAAUAUCGUAUCCGGUGGAUGUGCUGUCUUUCAAGCGGGUGGUCUGAUCGUCGUCGUCGUUGAGGUAACAAGAAAGGCUUAUUUGGCAUCUCUCGUGCCCGUUAUAGUUGACUCCAUCCUCAAUGAGCACCAAGUCGUUGCUGACAUCGUGGCCUUCGUUUCGCAAGGAGACUUCCCUCGGUCUCGCUUAGGUGAGAAGCAGCGUGGUAAGGUUCUGGCAACCUGGAUUACCAGAAAGCUGCGAACGAUUGCCCAAUUUAGCAUUCGUGACAUGGAGGGAUCUGAGAACCCCUAUGCGGACGGGCCACAGCAUCGCGUCAGCAGAAGCUCUAAGCCAGGAAGCGUGAUGGGCAAUAGCACUCGACGAUCUACUGUGGUUCCGGAGAAUGACGUGCCCGCUGUUCCUCGGUCCCCUGCUCCAGCACUAGCAGAACAUCCGGAGGUAACCAUUGACUCGUACCAGGCCGUUCAGGACCCGGGUGAUGGAUCGAUGCUCAACAGUCCCAUUGCCGUGCCUGAAUCGGCGCCCUCUAUUCCGCAGAUCGCGGAACCAAUGCGGCCAGCAACCUCUUCCAGCACGGGAAACGUACCAACGCCAAAUGAUGUUCCCGUAGCAAUCGGAAAUCCGGAUUUCGGCUUCGAUUUCGGUGAUUUCGCCCACUCAACCUCUACGGCGCCUCCAUUGGCCGGAUCCAACGGCCCUGUUGCUGUGACUGAAGCUCUACCUUACAGGCCUGCCACGGAGCAAGGAUCAAUUUCUGGCCAACAGCAAUCUAGUGCAAAGCCACGACCGUUCUCGUACGAGCAGCCACUGGACGAUGUCACUGGAGGAUGGCCCCAAGAAGCUUUGAUGUACCAGUCGACACUGGGAACAGAUGAUACGCAUGGCCAGAGUGGAAAUAGCUACAAUACGAGUAGCGAAACGAUGAAGCAAGGUCAUUAUGGUUAUUGA